AUGACGAAACAACAAUCAACAACCGAUCAGAAUAGUUGUCAAACGGCAGAAGCGAUCGGCAAACGCGAUUCGAGGACGAAUUUGGAGAUUGAUGGAGUUGUCGAUGGGACGGAGGGCGCCGGGAACACCACCGAUUUGGAGAGAUCCGGAAGUUGUCCCGAUUUGGCUGGUGUCGAGAAGCCUGAUGAUGAAUACAUCCGCACCACACUUCUCUCCUACCCAUGGUACCAUGGCGUCCUUUUCGGUCGUGUCACCGAGAAGCUUCUCAAAUGGGAGAACUCAUAUCUGGUCCGUCGAUCGAUUCUCAAAACCGACAAAUUCCUGUGUAUCUCUGCUCGUGUCGACAACAAAGUCUCCCAUUUCCCCCUGAACUGCAAUGUCGAGGGAUGGAGUUGUGCGAAGCUCUUUGAGCGAUUCCCAGCUAUGCCAAAUCGAAGAUAUCAACAUAUAUGGCAACUACUGGAUGCAUGGUCCCUAGUUGUCAAUUAUAUUGUGCCAGUGCGCAGAAACAAGUUGGUCGUGCUACACAGUCAAGUUUUGCCGAACUCGGUGUCGUUGGGACAUGGAGCGUUUGGAGAGGUUUUCAAGGGCAAGUUUGUGCCCAUUGGAGGGACCGAGCCGACGGAGGUGGCUGUGAAGAGGAUGAUCGGGGAGCCGAAGAGAAUCAAUUGUCAGGAGUUUUGUCAGGAAGCAAGCAUCAUGGCAAUGCUGGAGCAUCGUAACGUUGUCAACCUGUUUGGAUUCGCCGCUCUUCAAUUCCCAAUGAUGAUUGUUAUGGAAUUCGUGCCGAUGGGCGACCUUAAGAAAUACCUCCGCCAAUCCUCCAACAUCUCCUCGAAACAAAUCUCUCUCUUCGCUCUUGACAUUGCCAAUGGAAUGCGUCAUUUGGCAUCGCGUAAGGUGAUUCAUCGAGAUUUGGCGUGCCGAAACUGUCUGAUCACCAAAGAGAUCCGUGUCAAGAUUUCGGAUUUCGGAUUGUCGGUGAAUGAUUUGGAGGUGGUGGUUAAGAAUCUUCGAAAAGCGCCGAUCCGCUGGCUGGCUCCUGAAACCCUCAACAAGGGAAUCUUCAACGAGAAGACCGACGUCUGGUCGUACGGAGUGCUGCUCACCGAGCUGAUGACUCGAUGUGCAGCUGAUCCAUUGGCCCCACGGGAUCUCAAAGAAGCGCAGAGAUGGAUCAAGGAGGCGGAUCAUCCGCAUCGCAUCGACGGUGGCGAUCCGCGGGAUUUCGCCGAGAUGGUCGAUUAUUGUUGUGAGAAGUCGCCCAGCGCUCGUCCGACGUUUCAAAUCGUCAAGAAGAAGGUUCAAGCGAUCUAUCAGAAGUAUGCGGAUCUCGAGCUGGCGCACUGUUUGAGCCCGAAUCCCAAUCAGUCGCCGAAUGUGGAGAAGAAAAAAUCGGAAGAUCGCAAAUCGAACACGGACCGUCGAGGAGGCACGGAUCGUCGUGCCUCAACGACGAAUCUCACUCGGAAGAAGUCUCGGGACGGUGGUGGUGGUGGUGGAAUGGGAACGGCUCGUCGACGGGGCGACAAGACGAAUGAGCGAAAAUCGAAAGGAUCGCAUACGGGUGGAAAUGAGAAGAAUGAGAAGGGCGGCACGAUGAAACGAAUGCAAUCGGCGAGGAAAAAGGAGAAGGGAGGAGCUCAGGCGGCGAUUGCUCAGCCUCCAGGAGGACCCCCGCCAAAGUGA
Messenger RNA from Caenorhabditis briggsae, 1689 nucleotides. RefSeq names its product Protein CBR-KIN-21 (gene Cbr-kin-21). Lineage: Eukaryota; Metazoa; Nematoda; Chromadorea; Rhabditida; Rhabditidae. Gene Ontology annotation, biological process: protein phosphorylation. Gene Ontology annotation, molecular function: protein tyrosine kinase activity; ATP binding. The coding region runs from base 1 to 1689 and encodes 562 amino acids. The transcript is spliced from 6 exons. The record is from RefSeq and is a predicted model, not a curated record.